AUGGUCUUCUGCUCUUGCUUCGGGGGAGGGCCGUCUACACGUGAAAGCAAAGACGCGAAAAGCCAUGACCUGAAGCCGGUGGCGAUGCGCGCGGUGGGGGGGGACGGCGCGCUGCCGCGGUACUCGCAGGAGGAGCUGCGGCGGGCGACGGGCGACUGGCGCACCAAGCUGGGGGAAGGCGGCUUCGGCGCCGUCUACAAGGGCAUGCUGCUGCUGCCCCGCGGGGGCGAUGGGGAAGCGCACGGGGAAGGGGAAGGGGAUGGGGAGGACGGAGAGGAUGAGGAGGAGGUGGAGGAGGGAUUUGAGGAGACAUUGGAGGGGUUGGAAGUGGUGGAGGUGGAUGGGAAGAGGUUUGUUCCGGUGGCGGUGAAGAUGUGUCAUAUUGAGGAAGAAGAAAAUUCUGGGGGAAGGGAGCAGCUGAUGACGGAGAUCAUGGUAAUGACGGCUCUCCGCCAUCCCAACGUGCUGCGGCUGUUGGGAAUGGCCGUCCAGGGGCAAACCAUUUCAAUGGUCUCUGAGUUCGUCCCGGGCGGAGAUGUUUCGCAGCGGUUAGAAAAAGCAAGGAGUGGAGAAAAACCCUUCCCUUGGAAGGACCGGUUGCGAGUAGCGGAGGGGAGUCUUGAAGGGCUGGCUGCGAUUCAUGAGGCGGGAUUCAUUCACCGUGACUUCAAGUCCGCCAAUGUGCUUCUCACGAAGUCACUUGUUCCAAAGGUGGCGGAUUUCGGAUUGGCCAAGACAUGCCAGGACAAGACACAUGUCACGACGCGAGUGGCUGGGUCGAUGGGCUACAUGGAUCCAUCGUACUUUGAGAGAGGAUACCUAUCUGCACACUGCGACACGUUCGCUUUCGGAAUCUUUCUGCUAGAGCUCAUGACCGGCUACCCCGCAUUGGACGAGGGCUUUCAAGAGCCCAGGGAGAAGCUCACCGAUCCAGACUUUGCGGAUUACAGCGAGGUGGUGGAUAAGAGCCUGGAGGGGCAGUGGACUGAGGAGCAGGCGAGGUUUCUGGUGGGGGUGGUGCGCGGGGCCAUUCUGACUGAGUGGGAAGAUCGACUCACCUUGGAGCAAAUACUGGACGCAUGGAAGACUCAUUUAGUACUUGAGGGGUAG
Closterium sp. NIES-65 is the source of this 1110-nucleotide messenger RNA. The record is from the annotation of a GenBank genome assembly. Lineage: Eukaryota; Viridiplantae; Streptophyta; Zygnematophyceae; Desmidiales; Closteriaceae.